UCACUUUUCUUUAACGCCAACUCGUCUAGGUGGUGGUGUCUAACAACCCAGCUGAGAGCCUCUACUAGCUACACGGGCACGCACGUCUAGGGAACCUGGUCGCAACCUUGUCCUUAGGAUUCUCCUAAGAAACUGUUUUUAUAUCAGAACAUGUCGUUUUCUUUUGGGCAACAAGGUGCUAAACCACUUGGUUCUACCACAUCUUUUGGAGGAACGUCUCUUUUCGGUCAACAAAAAACAAAUCAACCGGCGACUUUUGGCUCAGCCGGUGGUUUGAAUGCAACGACGAAUCAACAAAAUACAAAUGCACAAGGUCAAACGAGUUUGUUUGGCAAUAAACCACUGUUUGGGCAGACGCAAACACAACCUGCCGCAAACACAACAGGAUCGUUGUUUGGAAACACCAACACAGGCUUAGGACAGAGCUCUGUAACACAGCCAACCAAUUUGUUUGGCCAAACGAAUGUUGGAGCCCCGAAUGCAUCUACUGCUGCAGCUAAUACUUCUACGACUGCUCAAGCAGCACCGUCUCUUUUCACAUGGAACGGUGCAAACACUAGCACAAACAAGGCUGCAGAAACAUCUACAAUGGGCCUUCAAGGACGAUCCUUCCUGGGAUCCUCCACGGCGGCUCCCGGUCAGUUGGGAUCUUCUAUAAUGAAUACAUCUACCAACCAAGCUGCAGCUGCCUCUCAGCUGACCUCUUUACAAGCUGAGUUUGAAAAGAUUCAGAAUGCAUGGAACCUUGCUCACCCAGAUUGCGCUUUCCAGCGUUAUUUUUACAACAAAGUCCCUCCUGAGCAAGCAGGAUUGUAUGUUAAACCCCCGAAUCACAACCAACAAAAGUGGGAUGAAGCUGUAGCCAAGCGGCCUAAUAACAGCGUUGUCCCUGUUCUAGCUGUCGGUUUUGCCGAUGUACAAAAGCGUAUAAAUAUGCAAAAGCAAUUAGUAAACGCGUAUCGUUUACGUAUGCAUGAAAUUGUCAAGACGCUUGAGGGACUUCACAAUAAGCACGAACUUGAUACCACCAUCAAACUCACCGAGGCGAAAAGCCGGCAUGUCGUGCUUUCUGAACGUGUGCUUCGACUUGCCAUCAAAGUCCAUGUUCUGCGUCAUCGCGGUUAUGCACUUAAAUCAAAUGAGGAGGAGUUACGCAAAAAGUUGGAUGAUCUGUCCAAAUCACUCAACAAUCCCCAGGCUUUUGGUCGUCUCAACGAGAUCUGGGCUCGGAUUACUCUGCUUUUCGAAAGUGAAAAUGAGAUGCUCUCGGGCGAGCAACGAAAUGCCCUGUUCAAGGGCGCCAUUGACUGGCAAAAAAACGAAGGUCAAUUAGACACUGUGGCCGAUGUGCUUCGAGAUCAUCAAACUGGUCUCAGCUAUCUGACUAAGCUUAUCAAGCAAGACCUGGAAGGCUUGAAUGGCAUCCUCGACAACGAGAUGGAUGAUGAGAAGGCGAUGUAACAUAAAGUACUCAAGAAAUCGAUUUGACUGGUUAGGGAUAUGAGGAUGUUUAAGCUUGUGAACGUGUUUAUCGAGUGUAACUGGGUGCCGUCGUGUUAGGGGUAUUGCACGCAUGUACAAGGAUAGCUGGUUGUUGAAUUGGUCAAAGACGUUUAGCAGCGAAGGACCGAGACGACAUGAAACCGAGCUUGGAGUAUAUGCCUUCUUUAAUCAGUAAAAUUGUUAUUUGCUUAACUAUUCUACACACGCCACUUCGUCCGAUAAGAAAUUCUGACAUUUGCUGUAUCGAUCAUCUCACAACCCCGGUACAAUUUAAAUUAAGGAGAAUGUUUCUCUUGUUUCUUCUAAGCGACCUACUUAACAAACUUUGAUUUGAACAUUGAAAUUGCAAAUGGAGCUACCCGGUUAAUAAAUGUUCAUUGUACCGAUUUUUCCAUCCUUACCGAUAGCCAACAAAGCUGCAAUGGUAGUUGCUUUCUUGAGUUCCUGCAUAAAAAGUUUGUUAACUUUACUGAAUAAUAUGUAUUUCUGUAACUUACAGCAGAA
Molecule: messenger RNA, 2007 nt
Organism: Schizosaccharomyces japonicus yFS275
Lineage: Eukaryota; Fungi; Ascomycota; Schizosaccharomycetes; Schizosaccharomycetales; Schizosaccharomycetaceae
Product: nucleoporin Nup44
Exons: 2
Coding region: 151-1461 (436 amino acids)
Cellular component (GO): nuclear pore; nucleus
Source: RefSeq, a predicted model, not a curated record